AAGGAAGGGGACCAAAGAAAAAAAAAGCCCCCAACAAGCGGCGGCUGUUGCUGUUGCUGCUGCUGCUGCUGCCGAUCAGCGUAAGGCAGACCAGGAAACUUCAGCACCACCAAGCGAAGGACCGACGCGAGCGGCAGCAGCAGCAUGGCUCGUCUCAGGCGCCAAUGUCACCUGGUGGUGCUGAUCUUCUUGGCAGCCCUCAGCGGCGAGAGCAGGUUCCUCGAGGUGAAGGACGCGGGCGCGGCGGGCGAGCCCUUCCUCCUGUUCAACGCCGAGCUGAAGAGGGAGCUCUCCGAAGGGCAGACCUACCGCCGGGCGCUGCGGUGCAUCGACAUGUUAAGCAUAGAAGGACAGUUCACCUUCACUGCAGAGCAACCCCAGCUGCAUUGUGCUAUUUUCUUCAUAGCAGACCCCGAGGAGUUAAUCACAAUAGACUUUGAGCUUGUCAACAUUGACUGUCGAGCAGGAGAUUUUCUGAAGGUGUUCGAUGGCUGGAUACUGAAAGGGGAGAAGUUUCCUAGCUCGUUGGAUCAUCCUCUCCCUACCUCUGAAAGAUAUAUCGAUUUCUGUGAAGAUGAUCACAUCAGGAGUACCAUCUGGUCUUCCCAGAAUGUGGCAAUGAUCUUCUUCAGGAUUCAUGACCCAGGAAACGGAUUCACAUUGGCAAUAAAGAAAAAAACCAAUCUUUUUCCUUGCAAUGUCAUCUCUCAGACCCCUGCUGGAAGGUUUACCAUGGUCAUUCCUCAUCAGCACAGAAACUGCAGCUUUUCCAUAAUCUACCCAGUGAUGAUAAAAAUAUAUGAUAUUAUGCUGGGCCACUUGAAUAGCCUCCACUUAAAGAAAUCUUCUGGAGGCUGUGGUGGUGUGGGGGAUUUUGUGGAGCUGUUGGGAGGAAAUGGGUUAGAUCCCUCUAAGAUGUUUCCUUUAGCUGAUCUAUGCCACUCCUUCCAUGGCCCCGCUCAAAUGAAGAUUGGCUGUGACAAUACUGUGCUGCGAAUGGUCUCCAGUGGCAAACAUAUCAAUCGUGUAACAUUUGAGUAUCAUCAGCUUGACCAAAACGAACUGGAAAACAGAAAGGAGAACAGCCUUGAGGAAUUCUGUUUCUCAAGUGUUUGAAAGUAGACGGGUCACUUCUGGUUGUAAUGUACUAUUAAUUUUGAGUUGCUAACUUUAUGAAACCUUUCUAGUAUAUAAACACCUAUCUUUUCAUACAAAAUUGUUACUUCCAUGAUCAGACAGUAUUAAUCUUAGCAUUCAAAACAUAUUGUCCUCCCCUGUCUUUCAAUGUAUUUAGUAUACCCAAUAUACACAAAUCCAUAUGGAUUCUGAAAACAAUACUCAUGCAUGUGUCCACCCACUGAUUUAAAACACACACACACACACACACACACACAACCCCCAGAUCAGGGCAUAUGUUCCCAAUGUAAGUAUUAUUUCAAAUACUUGCAGCACUUUAAAACAUUGUUUUGAAUGCACAUUCAAAGUUUAGAAUGCUGUGAAGUUUAGUUAACAAUUCCCCCCUUUCCCCAUCAAUUUCAGGUAUUAAAAAGAUACAUAUGGUGGUAUUACACUUCUGUUUUAUGAGAGCAUUCUGUAUUAGUGUGUGUGCAAAUUAGAAACAUUAAUUUAUUAAUACAAAUGUAUAAUUUGUUGUUUUUAAUAAAAUUUAUAGCAUGAGAAGGUU
Messenger RNA from Hemicordylus capensis (graceful crag lizard), 1684 nucleotides. RefSeq names its product corticotropin releasing hormone binding protein (gene CRHBP). Lineage: Eukaryota; Metazoa; Chordata; Lepidosauria; Squamata; Cordylidae. Gene Ontology annotation, biological process: negative regulation of corticotropin-releasing hormone receptor activity; hormone-mediated signaling pathway; negative regulation of corticotropin secretion. The transcript has 7 exons. Bases 145 to 1116 code for a protein of 323 amino acids. Gene Ontology annotation, molecular function: corticotropin-releasing hormone binding. The record is from RefSeq and is a predicted model, not a curated record.